This is a messenger RNA of Fraxinus pennsylvanica, 414 nucleotides long. The record is from the annotation of a GenBank genome assembly. Lineage: Eukaryota; Viridiplantae; Streptophyta; Magnoliopsida; Lamiales; Oleaceae.
AUGCUGACCCACAAGUGGUAUCCUUGUCGAACGAAGGUGGUGGAUCCAGAGUUGGAUCGUGAUGGCUCUCAAGGCAAAGAUAAACGAGGUUUCACCAUCCUUCGCAUAAUCGGGAAAAACUUUCUAGCGAGAGUUCUGAAUGUUGAUGCACUGAAGAAAUACUUAGAGGGUGAGAUUUUCCCAAGUUUAGGCGAAAACCCAUUUUCAGUGGUUUAUGUCAACACCGGUGGGAGCAGAAGCGACAACUUCCCAGGCAUUUCAGCUUUGAGAUCAAUCUAUGAAGCAAUUCCAGUUAAAAUUAGUGAGAAUCUGGACUCAAUUUAUUUCCUCCAUUCUGUAUUUCAAUCUCGCCUCUUCCUCGUGACGUUUGGCCAUCUCAUCUUCCCUGAACUGGAGGGUGGUAUUGGAAGGUGA